AUGCUGCCUACGACAGAGAAAGUGAAGAAACCACCACCUCUCAAGAAAAGACAUACAAAACCAUGCAAGUUCUUUCAGAUCGCACAAUGUCCCAAGUCCGCCGAAGAAUGCAACUUUGCUCACGUCAUCGGUCCUACACCAGUGAAUCGAAGCUCCAAGGCGUGUCGUUACUUCCUAUCGGGGAGUUGUUCGAACGGCCUGUGGUGUCGAUUUGUUCACCCCGUAGACCCUGAUCUCCCUUCUAUGAGCGACAAACUAGCAGAUAUCAAAAGAAAUGAUAAUUCCUUGAAAACCAGUCAGGCAGCAGGGGAGCCGCCACUUCAUUAUCCGUGCUACGUAGCGUCUCCGCCGCCCUUUUCCGGAGUCUAUGGCGGAGCGCCGCCGCUAUGGUCGCCGUCUCUUCCACAUCAUCCAGAUCAGUGCUAUCCUUUCCCUCUGCCGACGUCGCCGAUUAGCUCGCCUUCCGAUGAGACCGCGUCUGUGGAGAAAGAUCGCGACGGUCGUGAUUAUACGAGCCCCAUUAUUGUUCCCGUCCAUGGCCAAACAACGAUCGUUUCUCCUUCCUUUGCUCCUAACGCGUUCAAUUCAAGGCAUCCUACCUCUACCCGUCAGACCUCUCAGACAUGUUCUACGGCGGCGUUGAAAUAUAAAACUAAACUUUGUAGAUACUACAAAGCGGACCGGAAGUGUCCGAACGGUGAUUCCUGUCGGUUUAUCCAUGAACAAAUUGGAGAGAAGGGACCGACGCCAGAACGGCCGCCUUUGAAUAAUAACUUGCCCCCAAAACCCACGUCGUUGAAGGAAGAGAACAUGAAAAGAGGAUACUUCCCCGUCUCAUGGCGUGUCAUUGGCGGAGGUGUCCUCAUGGGAACGAGCCCCAAUCAUUCGCGGUCAAAUAACCACGGGUCUACAACUGUGACGCUAGCUUAUGAGAACGCAAGUGAUGUCGAUUCGGACAAAACUUCCGAUGUCGAUGUCGACGAGACGCGCGAAGACUCAGACCCGGAACCUCUACGGCCCGUACCGCUAUCGCUCGAUUUCAAGGUGAGGUUUCCUGAAUGGGAUACCGAUUUGUCGGACAAGGAGAAGGAGAGAGAAUCGCCUGCAAAGGUCGCCCCACGGGUUCGAGCUAUUUCUAUUCCUGCUACGCCUACGAUGGCUCAUAUACAAACUCAUUUCUCUGCCGAGUCGUGA
This is a messenger RNA of Desarmillaria tabescens, 1194 nucleotides long. RefSeq lists its product as uncharacterized. The transcript has 8 exons. NCBI's taxonomy places the organism in Eukaryota, Fungi, Basidiomycota, Agaricomycetes, Agaricales, Physalacriaceae. Gene Ontology annotation, molecular function: metal ion binding; mRNA binding. The coding region runs from base 1 to 1194 and encodes 397 amino acids. The record is from RefSeq and is a predicted model, not a curated record.